Messenger RNA from Fusarium venenatum, 1242 nucleotides. Its product is annotated as peptidase S8/S53 domain-containing protein. The record is from RefSeq and is a predicted model, not a curated record. NCBI's taxonomy places the organism in Eukaryota, Fungi, Ascomycota, Sordariomycetes, Hypocreales, Nectriaceae. Gene Ontology annotation, biological process: proteolysis. Gene Ontology annotation, molecular function: serine-type endopeptidase activity.
AUGGCUAGCCUUCUUCGUCUCGCUCUCUACUUGGGAGCUUUCCUGCCUGCUGCUCUUGCUGCUCCUACCGCGCCAAGCAAGCGUUCAGACGAGAUCCCUGGGAAAUACAUUAUCACUCUCAAGUCCUCUGCUUCUGCUGCCAAGGUUGAAUCCCACAUCCAAUGGGUUGGUGAUGUUCAUCGCCGCAGCCUUUCAAAGCGCGAAACUGCUGGUAUUGAACAUAAGUUCAACAUCAAGAACUGGAAUGCUUAUGCAGGACAGUUCGAUGAGGACACUAUCAAGGAAAUUGAGGCUAGCCCUGAGGUCGCCUUCGUCGAGCCUGACAAGAUUGUCAAGCUUAACUACGAGCAGCCCAGCGAGCUGUCCGAUAGGGCUCUCACUACCCAAUCAGGAGCUCCUUGGGGUCUUGGAACGAUUUCCCACCGCACCUCCGGCUCUACUAGCUACAUUUAUGAUACCUCUGCUGGCGAGGGCUCUUAUGCCUACGUUGUCGACAGUGGUGUUCUGAUCUCCCACUCUCAGUUUGGUGGCCGAGCUGUUGCAGGAUACAGCAUCUUUUCGGGAGCCAACACUGACACCCUUGGACACGGUACUCACGUUGCUGGUACUAUUGCUGGUUCUACCUAUGGUGUUGCUAAGAAGGCCAACAUUGUUUCCGUCAAGGUUUUCCAGGGAGCAGAGGGAACCGACUCUGGUGUUCUCGCUGGUUUCAACUGGGCUGUCAAUGAUAUCACCUCCAAGGGCCGCGCUGGCAAGGCUGUUAUCAACAUGUCUCUUGGUGGUGAGGCUUCCCAGGCCUGGACCUCUGCUAUCAACGCUGCAUACAACUCUGGUGUCCUCUCUGUUGUUGCUGCCGGCAACGGUGAUGACAACGGAAACCCUCUGCCCGUGUCUAGUCAGUCCCCUGCCAAUGCAGCCAACGCUAUCACCGUUGCUGCUAUCACCUCUGCCUGGAAACCCACUUCCUUCACCAACUACGGCGCUGGUGUCGAUAUCUUUGCUCCUGGUCAAGGUGUUCUGUCUGCGUGGAUUGGCUCCAACAGCGCUACUAACUCCAUCAGUGGAACCUCAAUGGCUUGUCCUCAUGUUGCUGGUCUUGCCCUUUACCUCAAGGUUCUCGAGGGUCUCACUACCCCCGCUUCCGUGACAAACCGUAUCAAGGCUCUUGGAACUUCUGGAAAGAUCACUGGCACCCUUUCCGGCAGCCCUAACCUGAUUGCCUACAAUGGAAACGGUGCUUAA